CUUGACGUUUUUGUGCAUGGUAUCGUUAGUAAUAAUUUCUAUUCGAAAUACUGAAAUUACUAUUCGAAUUCUUUCUAAACAGCAUUAACAGUGUACUUAGAAAUAAUUGGACAUACCCCAAAAAGAGGGCUUGUGCUAGCUGUGUAACAAUUUCAGUCUCUUUGGUUUUGUAAUCGAAUUUUUGAAAAAUAAUAGAAAUUCAGUACAAAAGGGUUACAACCACGGAAAAGUGUUAGUUUUAGUACAUCUUCAAUAAUGUUUAAAUCUGCAGUUUUUAACCUUGAACAUGCGACGGGAGAUCAAGUCCAGAAGUUUUUAGAUUCUUUCGACACAGUUUUGACUGAUUGUGAUGGUGUUCUGUGGAUUGAUAACAAUGCCAUUCCUGGGUCAGCGGACACUAUGAAUAUGCUGCGUGAGAAGGGGAAGAGAAUAUUUUAUGUGACCAACAAUUCUACAAAAAUACGCAGCGAAUUUGCUUCUAAAGCUCAAGAACUGGGUUUUAUUGCAAAUUCGGAUGAAAUUCUGUCAACAGCAUAUCUAGUAGCCCAUUACCUAAAGGGCAUUGGUUUUACAAAGAAAGUUUACCUUAUAGGGUCUAAUGGCAUAGCUGGCGAAUUAACAGCAGUGGGAAUAAGGCACCUUGGAGUUGGACCUGAUGUUGUUCAACCCGACUUUAAAUCAUUGAAAUCAACAGAUCUUGAUCCAGAAGUAGGUGCUGUUGUAGUAGGUUUCGAUGAACAUAUUAGUUACCCAAAGUUCAUGAAGGCUGCAUCAUAUCUGUCUUCAGAUGAGUGCCUCUUUGUGGCCACAAAUACGGACGAGAGGUUUCCAAGAGCUGGGUCAAUAGUUGUACCUGGUACAGGGACUUUGGUAAGGGCAGUUGAGACAUGUUCUGAAAGGAAAGCCUUGGUGCUUGGCAAACCACAUGCUUACGUUAGGAAAUACCUUGAAUCUUGUGGCCUGGAUCCAGCUAGGACUUUAAUGAUUGGUGACAGAUGCAACACAGAUAUUGAACUAGGCGUACGUUGUGGCUUUCAAACACUUCUAGUGUUAUCAGGGGUCACUUCCGAAAGAGAAGUAGAAAAUAUUCGCAGCGAGAAGAAGCACCCACUGCCCGAUGUAGUGUUACCCACAUUAGGAGAUUUGCUCUCUCUUAUCCAGUCAUAGUAAAGUGUAGUAGGUAAAAAUUACACAAUUAAUAGGUCAAUUUGACAGCAAUGCAGUUGUGAUAAGUAUAACAUAUAAGUAUUUAAUUUGAUUUAACAGAUUGUGAUUUAUUUUUCUGCUUUUGCACUCAAGAAAAGUAUGCCUAUGAUUGAAUUUAUGUUUAUUAAGUAUUUUGUACACCACCUUAAUGUGUUGAGAUUCAACAGUAAAUAAGUAGUGGAAUUUCUAUUGACAGAUUUUUAUGUAAAUGAUAUCUUAUAGUCUUGUGAAUUUUGUAGUAUUACUUAUUAGUAGUAACCAUCAUUGUACUGAAUACCUAUUAUUUUACAACAUAUGAAAAUUAAUAGAAAAUAAUUUUCUACUAUUAUUAAUUUAAUAUAGAACUAAUGUUUUAGUCACAGAAUUUCCAAUUAUUAUUUGCCAAUUGUCAAGUGUCUUAUAGAAAGUUUUAUAAAUUAUUCAGUUCACUUCAAAAUACUUUUAAAUAGUAUUCAACUUGAUCUUUAAUCAGUCACUUCUAAAUACAUAAUUGUAUUGCGAGUAAUGAAAGAGACUCAAUCUUUUAAGGUCUAUUAAAAAGACUGUACUUCAUUUACAGGACUCAAUCCUAAAAUUAAGUCUGGAGGUUCAAGUUAUUAUUAAUAAGUCUCACUUAAUAGACUCGACGACUUCAGUUGUUUUUAAAUAGACUCGCGUCUUAUUCGUGCAUGCUAUUCAAAAAUAGCUCAAGCUCUUAGGCUAACGUGCUAUGAUCUUUUGGAAUCUAAAGUUUAUAGAUAAAAAUGAAGUAGUAUGUUGUAAUCAUGUUUGUUUGUAAUAAAAACUAUUAUUUAUUCAUCUUUUUAGUGUAUGUACAGUCAAGAGCACAUCAAGCUUGACACUUUGUUCUUUGGACCGUUCUAUCAUAAGCAGCGUAGAGUUGGACUUAAAUGUUAAGUGUCAAGCUUGACGUGCUCUUGACCCUGCUGUAUAACAUACAUUUAAUUUGUAUUUGGUUGUAGGUAUAUUUGAUUGACUGUAACAAAGGACAUGUCGUAGGUCGUAACCCGGGAAAGUUUGUUUACAUGUCUUAUUGAAAAUAGAUAUACUUGAUCAGCGGUUCUAGUCAAUUCCAAUUCAUUUACCUUUAUUUAGCCCCAACAAAAACUACCUCAGAUUGAAAAUAUUUCCGCUAUAUAAUGUGAGGAGUCUGCACAUUAUAUAGUGGAAAUAUUUGCCGACCCUACCUAGCGCGGGAUAAGGACAGGAAGAAGAUGAUGUGUGAGUGGACAAAGGUAGAUGUUAUGAUUAUUCUGCUGAUUAAUGUAAUAAAAAUAUUUUAAUGUCUUAUAUGUAAAUUAAAGGUCUGACUAUAAGGCUUAGGUUUCUAGGUUAGGUCAAUAAUGUAAAUAAUGACUUAGGCUUUUACUUCUGACUCUAUUCAAAUUAGUCUUCAGGGUGUGUCGUAGGACUCGACUUAAUUAGUAUUUUAACGCUAGUUAAAAGACUAAUCUAGCGUGAGACGUUACAAACUAUAAUUUUAUACUAGGUCUUAAAAGACUGAGUCUGUUUCGUCAUUAUGUAUGACUGUAUACUUAUGUUAUUAUUUUAUACCUCAAAUUAUUUUUGGAUGCAAAUUUGAGAAUUUUGUCUUUUUGAUACUAUCGUAAUUUAAUAUAUUUUUUAUAAUUUUUAUCUUGAUUGUAAUCUACGAAGGUCGCUUGUGUAACUCUUUAAUGAAUUCCUUAUUGCAUUCUAACGUUUUACCAGCAUUGACAAAAAUGGUUGUAAUAUUGCUUUUAGUACGAUGUGCUUAAACUUGCAUAAACACGCAUCCUUGAAAUCGUUAAAAAACGGUCACACCUUAAAUAUUUAAAGUUUGUAAAUUCUUUUGCUAUAUACAAUUUCUGUGUUCUGUUUUUUAUUCUUUUCACUAUAAAUCUCUAUGGUACUUUAAAACGUUAAUCUAUUUAGAUAUGAUUUAGAUACUUGGCAAUACAGGUAUUAAGUCUCUAUCUAAGGUAACAAAUUUCGAAU
Hyposmocoma kahamanoa is the source of this 3183-nucleotide messenger RNA. RefSeq names its product glycerol-3-phosphate phosphatase. The transcript is spliced from 6 exons. Gene Ontology annotation, molecular function: phosphatase activity. NCBI's taxonomy places the organism in Eukaryota, Metazoa, Arthropoda, Insecta, Lepidoptera, Cosmopterigidae. The record is from RefSeq and is a predicted model, not a curated record. Gene Ontology annotation, cellular component: cytoplasm. Bases 256 to 1167 code for a protein of 303 amino acids.